Molecule: messenger RNA, 2426 nt
Organism: Sorghum bicolor (sorghum)
Lineage: Eukaryota; Viridiplantae; Streptophyta; Magnoliopsida; Poales; Poaceae
Product: LRR receptor-like serine/threonine-protein kinase FEI 1
Exons: 14
Coding region: 435-2216 (593 amino acids)
Biological process (GO): protein phosphorylation
Molecular function (GO): ATP binding; receptor serine/threonine kinase binding; protein kinase activity
Source: RefSeq, a predicted model, not a curated record
GGCCUCGCCACACCCCUCGCUCGCGCACACGGCACACCACCAGUCCAGUUCCCAGUACACUGCUCUACGCCUCACUCAGUACAGCAGCGGCCAGCGGCUGCCUAAUCUCUCCAGCCCUUUCGCCCCCUCCCUCGCCACGCCGCCCACCGCUGCCGCGUCAUCAUCCGCCCGUUGCCCGGCCGUCGUCGCCUGGCCCGCGGCUUCCGUUCCGCCCCCAUUCGCCGCCGCACUGCACCGCAGCGCGCCGAGCCCCGUCCCAGAUCGCCGCGGCGCUUCCUGCUGGCGUCGGCGCGGCGCAGGGUUGGAAAUCUAUUUGACCACUCAGUGAGUGGCCUCAUGUUAAAUCCAUCUCUGGUUUGAAGAUGCUUCACCAAUGACAUCUGGAAACUGUAAUAGUAUGUGCUGAUCUUCUAUGCUUCACCACCUGAUUAUCAAUGGGCUCUUUCCUGAGGAAACAGCCCAGCUACCUCUUUGUUUUGAUAGUUCUGCACCUUGUUGCUCAUGAGGCAAGAACGCUGAGUUCAGAUGGCGAAGCACUUCUUGCCUUCAAGAAGGCAGUUACAAAUUCAGAUGGGAUCUUUCUAAAUUGGCGUGAGCAAGAUGCAGACCCCUGCAAUUGGAAGGGUGUUAGAUGUGAUAGUCAUAGCAAGAGAGUGAUUAAUCUGAUUCUUGCAUACCACAGAUUAGUUGGGCCCAUACCACCAGAAAUCGGAAGGUUAAAUCAAUUGCAAACUUUAUCUCUGCAGGGGAACAGUUUGUAUGGUUCACUCCCUCCUGAAUUGGGGAAUUGUACCAAGUUGCAACAAUUGUAUCUACAAGGAAAUUAUUUAAGUGGGUACAUCCCUUCAGAAUUUGGUGAUCUGGUGGAACUCGAGACAUUGGACUUAUCCAGUAAUACAUUGAGCGGAUCUAUUCCACAUUCUCUUGAUAAGUUGUCCAAACUUACAUCAUUCAAUGUUUCCAUGAACUUCCUGACAGGAGCAAUACCAUCUUCUGGUUCACUUAUCAAUUUCAAUGAGACAUCCUUUGUUGGGAACCUUGGUUUAUGUGGGAAGCAGAUAAACUCGGUGUGCAAAGAUGCACUUCAAUCACCAUCAAAUGGUCUGCAGUCACCUUCCCCAGAUGACAUGAUUAAUAAAAGGAAUGGGAAUUCUACCAGACUUGUUAUAAGUGCAGUGGCAACAGUGGGAGCUCUCCUAUUGGUGGCUUUAAUGUGUUUCUGGGGUUGCUUUCUUUACAAAAAUUUUGGAAAGAAAGAUAUGCGUGGUUUCAGAGUGGAGCUUUGUGGAGGCUCUUCUGUCGUAAUGUUCCAUGGGGACCUCCCUUACUCCUCAAAAGACAUCCUCAAGAAGCUAGAGACUAUGGAUGAAGAAAAUAUCAUUGGAGCAGGAGGCUUCGGAACUGUUUAUAAACUUGCAAUGGAUGAUGGCAAUGUCUUUGCCUUGAAAAGAAUAGUGAAAACAAAUGAAGGGCUAGAUCGGUUCUUUGAUAGAGAACUUGAGAUAUUGGGAAGUGUUAAACAUCGCUAUUUGGUCAAUCUUCGUGGUUAUUGCAACUCUCCUUCAUCAAAACUUUUGAUAUAUGAUUAUCUUCCAGGUGGAAGCCUGGAUGAAGUGCUUCAUGAAAAAUCUGAACAGUUGGAUUGGGAUGCACGUAUUAACAUUAUACUUGGAGCUGCAAAAGGCUUGUCUUAUUUGCAUCAUGACUGUUCGCCUCGAAUAAUACAUCGUGAUAUUAAGUCAAGCAACAUCUUGCUUGAUGGCAAUUUUGAGGCCCGUGUGUCGGACUUUGGACUUGCAAAGCUUUUAGAGGAUGAAGAAUCACAUAUUACUACAAUAGUUGCAGGAACAUUUGGUUAUCUUGCACCAGAGUAUAUGCAAUUUGGCAGAGCCACCGAGAAGACUGAUGUCUACAGUUUUGGGGUUUUGGUACUUGAAAUACUUAGUGGAAAGCGGCCUACUGAUGCAUCCUUCAUUGAGAAGGGAUUAAACAUUGUUGGAUGGUUAAAUUUUCUGGCUGGUGAGAACCGGGAGAGGGAAAUUGUCGAUCUGAACUGUGAAGGAGUGCAGACUGAGACCUUAGAUGCCCUGCUUUCUCUUGCCAAGCAAUGUGUUAGCUCUUUGCCAGAGGAGCGGCCGACAAUGCACAGGGUGGUACAGAUGCUCGAGUCGGAUGUAAUUACACCGUGCCCUAGCGACUUCUACGAUUCAGAGUAGUCUCCUGGACAAAGCCACACUGCUGCUAAUUUCCCGUGGAGGCGCAUUCCUUUAUUCUUUGCAGAUAUUGUGUAAAUGCAUUGCCGCGGUGUUUGGUCUCCAAAUCGGCUGGUUCAACGGGUGACAUUUUUGCGUCUGUAUACCUAUGUAUGUAUCUGUCAUGCUACAAGUUGGCUAUAUCCUGAUUUAAUAAGAGAGAACUUACCAGUA